CUAGAAUAUCCUUCAAAGAAGGUACAAAUUUAGCAUAAAAAUGGUCACGUUACAAGAUAUUAGUGUACAACUUAUGAAACCAGCAAAGGAUCUUGCUGAUUGGAAGUUUCCACUAUCUCAGAUUUUAGAAGAAUAUUAUGCAUUAUUAGAAGAGCCAUGUAAUAUAAAUUUUGGAGAAGCAGCACUUGUUCUACAAAAUUCGGCUAAUGUAUAUGUGCGCAGAAUUGAACGGCUAUUUAAUGAGAUAGAAGUUUUAAAACAAACAUUUUUUGGCUAUGAGGAAGAAGAAAGAAAAAAGUCCAUAAGUAAAGAGAAAAGAGUACCUAAGAAACCAUAUGUUAAUUUUGAAAAUUUUGUGAUUUGUGAUUUAGAGAAAAAUAUUGGAAAAAACAUUGAUAAAAAGAAUCGAUUUCAAGCACAGAAGAGAAUUAAAUUGUUAAGUCAUCGAUUUACUCAAUUAGAAAACAAUGUAGCACAAUUAUGUAUUCCCAUUCAAAUAUUUGAUGUGUUGGGGGAAAUUAUUGGAAAGAAAUAUGACUUUCGGUGUAAUCAAGCUGUAAAUACAAGUGGAAUGUUGGUGGACGAAUUAACACCUUAUGAUUUUUCACAAGUGAUUGGUUCGCGUGUUCAGAAAGCAAGAAAUUCUUUGUCAUCUUACUCAGAACCAAAAACUCCUGGUACUGGAACUUCAGGAUAUCAUUCAGCUGCUUCGCUAAAUGAUAAUGAAUUUCUAACAUCAAUUAAUGAAGAAUUUGAGGAGGAAGAUGAUUUUUCUUUACAAGUAGAGGAUGUCGUACCAGCAAUUGAAUCAGAAGUUACAGAGAAAGAAAACAUGAUGAAUACAGACGAUGAGAUUCCUUUAGCCUCCACUGUUCUUUCUCAGCAAUUUAUUACAAAAACAAAUUGUCUGAAGGAGCAACAUAUUCAAAAUAAUUUAAUGCCAGAUUCGGUUAAUAUUAGUGAUCAAUGUUUUUCAACUGAAACUUGUAAGGAAAUUAAUCAAAAUAAGAAAAAAUGUCAAAAUGAAAAUUUGGAGCAAAUAACUCAAAUUGAAGAGGAACAUCAGAGGAAUGAUAAGAGGUUUAAGACUAUAGAAAAAUUUGAAACUACCAAUCAAGUGGUAAACAAUCGUAAGCAUGCAGGUCGUAAUUCUAAGGAAGGUCAACUUCAACUUGUUCACUUGGAUGAGCUAGAUAAUUCCCUAAUCAUGAAGAAGAAAGGAACUCAACCGACAAAAAUGUCGAUAUAUUCUGUAGAGGACAUUAAUGAGGCUGAUUGGAAACCCAUGCCAUUUAUUCAGGGAAUGAAAACUGUUCUCACUGACAAUUCAUCCAUUUUGAAACUUCCAGAAUACGUUUCUCUUUUAGAAACUAAAUUCGGUUCAAAAAAGCGUAAGCUUGUAUCAAAAAUACAGAAACCGGAGUGUUUAACAAAACUUUAUUUACGCGAAGCAAAAUUAUUUGCAAAAACGGAAAAGGAUAUUAUUUCGCAAGCAAAACAACAAUUUAAACGUUUGCGAAAACAGGAAUUGGAGGAUUUUAUGAAAAAUUUUGACGGCUGUUUAAAUGGAACAGAGAAGGAAAAUGAUACUUUGAAAUACGAAGCUAUGACCGGUUCAACUAUUGAUUUAUUGGGUUUUCGCCUUACUGAGAAUAAAAAUAAUUCCAUAGAAAGUAAUAUUGAAGAAAUUAUGAGCAGAAGUUCUUCUCCUAACGAUGUCAGAUCGCAAUCUGUUCACAAUUCAUUUGAUAUCGCUGAAAAAUCGUCAAACAUAUGUACCGAUUGGUACGAGCCCUCAAUUACAGAAAUGGAUGUAAGCUAUUCCUUACCAGAUUAUCAAACAUUAAUUGAAGGCAAAAUGAAGGAGAUUUUUAAGGAAUCGGAUGUCUCAACUGAGUUAGACCAAACCGUAGCUAAAUGGCAUGCUUCCCUGCAACCAAAAUUGUCUGAAGCUGAAAUAAGAUCUACAUUUCGAAUUCAUGAUUACGCUUCUCACAUAAUAGGAACUCUACAGGCAUUGGGUCAAAGGAAGAUUAAUUUCGAUAGUGUUGUUCAGAAUAAACCCGCAUGUGAAGUAGCUAGAUAUUUUCUAGCUUCAUUACAAUUGGCUAAUACAUACAAUGUGGAAAUAAAAAUGGAAAAUAGCAGUAACGCUAUAGAAAUAGCAUUAAUUGAUGAGGGUAAAAACAGUGAAAAAAGUUAA
Molecule: messenger RNA, 2203 nt
Organism: Dufourea novaeangliae
Lineage: Eukaryota; Metazoa; Arthropoda; Insecta; Hymenoptera; Halictidae
Exons: 8
Coding region: 41-2203 (720 amino acids)
Biological process (GO): mitotic sister chromatid separation; meiotic chromosome condensation
Cellular component (GO): nucleus; condensin complex
Molecular function (GO): chromatin binding
Source: RefSeq, a predicted model, not a curated record